This is a messenger RNA of Nomia melanderi (Alkali bee), 5448 nucleotides long. RefSeq names its product interleukin-1 receptor accessory protein-like 1-B. The record is from RefSeq and is a predicted model, not a curated record. NCBI's taxonomy places the organism in Eukaryota, Metazoa, Arthropoda, Insecta, Hymenoptera, Halictidae.
GUAUUAACGCGCGACCAUACCGGCGGCGUCGGUGUCCCGUGGAGGAACGCCGAGGACGGCCGAAGACGGCCGAGCGUGCACGAGGCAACAGGCGGCUCGUUUUAAACCCGUGGCCUACGGGGAGUUUUCCAAGCGGUUGCCUGACAGUAAGCCGCCGGCCUCCAAAGCGUGUGUGUCUUUCGUGUAGCUCGAGGAACGACGCUUCGGUGAAAGUAAGGUUUCGCGUGUUCCUCGCUGUACACUUCCGGAACCAACAAUAUUCCACCAUCAUUCCUGAGUGCGAUAUCGUGACAAGUGAUGCGUGCGUGGCUUCACGAAUGUUCGGAUUCGAGUGACGUGACCGAAAAAUUGAGGUUAGCCGCGUGACAAACGCGCGGUCGGAAGGAUUCAUUUUCACCGUUCGACGAUCGAGUCUAGCGAAAAAGGAUAAUCUUGAGUAGAACCCGGUGUGGACGGUUAAACGAUUCCUGUCGCGUCGCCGCGUGAAAAUAGAGAACCGUUCGACAAUCAACGGGUAAACACAGAGUGUACAGCCUUCUGUUUGACAACAAACGGAACAGACGGGACGCGUGUUACAGCGUUGUCUAUUCGCGGACGUCGACGUCCAAUAAGAUCGAUUUUCUGUGCACGCCGUCAGGGGACCAACGUGGUAAACGAGAUUUUUCGAUCGGGGAACUAGCCCCUCUCGGCCAUGGCGGUUCACGUAUUCGAAAAGCCCGCGCGUCUUUGAAACGGCGUUUCUUUCGAAUCCGUUGAAACAAGUGAGAUCAGCGAAGAUGACAGGACCGGUCCAGCGUGGCCUGAUCGUGUUGUCGUUCUUGGCGGCGGUCUGCCACGCGAACGAACUGAAGGACUACUGUUCGAUGCACAAGUUCGACAAUCUGCCGGGCGGCCUGAGGUUCACCAAGGAAGUCGUGACCACGGAGUACGCGAACAUCGGCGCGUUCAAGGCUCUCCAUUGCUGUCUACGCGGCUACAGGAGCAUCGAAUGGUACAAGGACAACAGAGCUUAUCCUUGGCCAGGCGGCGAGAGCCACUUCAUCCUGUACCCGGAGAGCGCGAACCAGACGAUUUACACGCAGAAGGUGAGGGCCUCGGAUGCCGGCAGGUAUUCCUGUCGGGCCAGGAACGACACCACCAUCCUCGAAGGAGACAUCACUCUCGCGGUUCUCGGCGAGAAGUCCGGAGGGUACACUGGGAAGCCGUUGCCGACGUUCAGGCCGGCCUCGCAGUUGGUGCCUCUGGGAGGAGCAGCGAGGCUGUUUUGCGAAGCUUAUCUCGGGAAGGUCGAGCUGCCGGACGCGAAGAAUUCGGUGACCUGGUCGAAAAGCGACAGCAACGUCACACUGCCUGAUCACGGGAGGAUCGCCCAGCACAGAGUGUCCAGGGAGAACAAUCAGAUCAUCGGCUGUUAUUUGGAGAUCGAGGACAUAACUCUGGAGGAUUACGGCGAGUACAAGUGCGAAGUUAGCAACGGCGUGGACGAGGAGAUCACGUUACCCGCUCACGUUUACCGGCAAGAGCCGCAGUUCGCGUUGGGUCUCCAAAACGGCUCCUGGAGAAAGUCGUUCAUGCUCGGAGUGCUGGUGCUGGUCCUGCUGAUCUCGGCAGGCGCCUUUUACGCGCGUUGCUGGUUGCCCAUGGUGUUGCUCUGUCGCGAUAAAUUCGCACCCUUAGAAGAGAACGACGGGAAGGAAUGCGACGCGCUGGUCUGCUACCACGAGAAGGACUCCAGCCUGGUCAUCGGUAUCGUGAUACCAACCCUGGAGACCAGGCAUCGAUACAAGUGCACGGCGCUCGAGCUCUCCCACCUGAACCAGAACUGGAGCCUAGAGAUCGGCCCUCACGCAGCGUCCAGCCGCAGAGUGAUCGUAGUCUUGAGUCCCACAUCGUUGGGCAACGUUUGGAACGAGACGAACGUCGGCGCUGUCCUGAAGCAACUGUCAUCGCUCGCCACGCAGACGAUAGUGAUAGCAACGAAGCAGCUGCCGAACGUGACGACGAUCGCGAAACGAUCGAGCAGAGGAUGCAACGACUCCGGCGAACUGUCCCUCGACCGCAUGAAAAUCCUGACUUGGAACGAAGACGGUGGUACCACUGGCGGUGCGGACAACCGAAAAUUCUGGUACCACCUUCGGUUGGCAAUGCCGCCAGUCCGGCCAAUCAGCAACGAGACCGGCUGCCAGUCGGUCGCCAUGAUCGUCCAAGCGAACGGCAAAUGCGGCCAGCAGAAGGCGAGAUCGCGCGAGAGCCUCGAAGUUCUAGUUUAAAGCCGCGAGAAAAUCGGUGGAACGUCGACUAAUCACUUGGUUCCUCCGUUUCUUCCUUUCCUCGAGCACCUCACGAUGUGCGCGCGAGUCGCGUCGCGAAAACCAUCGAGAUCCUCGUGAUUCCCUCCCUCCGGGAACGGGAAAACCGCGAGAUCGCGAUGAAUAACCGAAAGCUGGUCGCUGGAACCGCUCGAGAAUCACGAGCGACUGUCAUGGCGACGCGUUUAGCGUGUUUCUAGAAUCUCUUUAAGACGUUGCCCGAAAUUCUUCGGCGAAAAGCCACUCCGAGUCGCAAAAGUGUACGCGCGUGCUCCGCCGACGUGCUCGACGACUUCGAAGCUUCCCAUUGUUCCAGCCACCUCGUGUUCGAAACGUUAACUCGUAUAAGGUAAAGAUCGCAAUGUCGCGCUUUGAUCCGUUCUCGACGGAAACGUUACAUUUCCGAAUUACAUUUCGGAGUAGAUUACAGUCGCCGCGCUCGUUCGCGUUGUAUAACCCGUUGUUAAAUGUUCACGCGGAACGAGCGCAGCCGAAACCAAUGGACGUUCCUCGAAGUUUCUUAAGAUCGAAAACGCCGACUACGCUUUCCCGUGAACCGCUGCACCGCAGCGUUUAGAAUUCGACACGAACACCCCAUAACCGUUGAUUCCUUGAUCCGGAGAACGGGGCUAAAUGUUAUGCAACCCGCCGGAAGUUCCGGUAUCGAAUCUCUUGAAAGUUUUCUUCAGCCACGGUCGUUCGCUUUUAACCCCUUAUGGCCUGAAAGCACUUCAAACUACCAUUUCCAGAGAAAUCGCUGGCGCGAGUCAAAUUUCAGAUCUUAUUUUUUGAAAAAUUUCAUUCAACCGAUUCAUACUUAUUUUCAAACAAACAACGGUAACUCAGGGCAUAAUGGGUUCAAGGUGGACGCACUGUUUUCGAAUCACGAGAGAUUCGAUCGCUAAGAAAACGUAUUCUCAGCUCAACGAUUCCCGUUAGUUCCGCGUCGAAUUUCAAGUAAUUGCGACCGACUUUUCCCGGUAAUAAAGGCGUAAUAUUUUAAUACCUUUUUUUUUUACGAAAAGCUAGAUUAUCUUGUUUUGACGCUCCUCGACGCGCGAGGCCGAGGAAAGUUGCGAACUUGGCAUGGAAGUCACGUUCGAUUUGAAUCGCCGAUAACAGCGAGAAGGGUUUUAUCCGCGGCGAGUUCGACUUUUAAAAGUCACCGUCGGUAACUGUUGCCGACGGUGACCGACCGGUUAGGUCUCUCUUGCGACAGAGACAGCGAUUCUCUGUCACGCACAAAAUAUCUUCCCCGAAUCGUUCGGGGACGUACGGUGCGCUUCGCCCGUGCAGAAUUCGAGAAAAGAGGAAACGGACGAACGAGAACAGUCUUCCGUCUUGCGUAGCUAAAUUUUCGAGCGGUAUUGUCCGCGAGUGCAGUGGCGCUACAUCGAGAUCGAUGAAACCCUAGCGUAUACCGAUCGGAUCUACUUCAGCGAACAGAAACGCUUAAAUUAAAGCAAGACAAAGAACGAGUAAAAACACAUACACACACACACACACAUACACACACAAAACGAGAAGAAAGUGUAUCACGUUGCUCGUGUCACGCAAUCGCCGAUUGCACGGGCUUUUCAUUCUCUGUUUGUAUAUAUUGGAUACAUAUCGGUGCUUCUUUAUUUAUUUAGUUAGCCGUAUAUUUUAUUUAUAACCGUUUAGGUUCACCGGUUAUUUGUAAUGCGCCCCGAGACGCAUUCUAACGAGCCCCGAGUCCUGGGCCUCGCGUUUUUCGCCGCUCGCGUGUUUCAUAGUGUUUUUACCGGGCGCCCACGACUCUUAACGGAUACGUGAACAUUUUAUACUGUUUUUGUAUAUACUUGUCAAAGGGGGGAGGAUAUAUUGAUAUACAUACAUAUAUUUAUGUAUAUAAUAUAUAUAUUAUAUAAUUAUUCUAUCCCUCUAUCGGCCGAAUUUCGUUCCGCGAUUGUAAGAUUUAUGCAAAAUUAAUGUCAACGUACGAACACGAAUUAAUGUAUUCGAUAGUUUUAAUGAUUUUAUUAAAGAAUGUAUCCGGUAACUUCGAGGUUAAUGACGUUGAACGUAAACUGUACGAAAGUUUCAGUUGAUUGAUAUUCGUCAUUUUGCUAUAGAAAAUUAAAUCAAUUCAAUCCAGUGCAUUGAUGUGACUUCAAAGUCACACGGGCCUAUAGAGGGAUAUGUAUAUAUUAGUAUAUUAAUUAAUAUAUAUAUUAUAUAUAUCGUCGGUUCAACUUACAAUUAGAGGAAAACUACGCGACGCUCUUUUCAGUUGCGUGGUGAAGUUUUUAAUCAUAAUCGUCUUUCUUUCAUAUUCCGCUUGUAGAACGAUUGGACUCCGGAUAUUUAUGCGGACGUCAAUUCCCGAAAGUCCAUUAAAAAGCGCCGAGGGGUUGUAGGGGCAGUUCUUCGAUUCGAAUCGAGGAUCGCGGGAUAUCGGUGGUUACGUAAUAAUUUUAUCAGAUAUUCGCUACGUUCCUUGUAAUCGCGCGGCGCGUAAAUGUCCGCAGUCUGACGAUAAACGGCACUUACAUCGACAAGGGAGACGCGAUGUAUUUGUUCUUUCACCGAAGACUGCAGAACGUUCCCGCGGUUUCGCUGAAAUCUGAAGUUGAACGAACAGUACAUGCACGGCGUACAUACGCGCGUCCGUUUUUCUACAAGGUGGGUUAUCAGUUGCGUCCACGCGACUUACGAAAGACUCAAGGUGAAUCGUGUAACCCGCGCGAACCGUGUGACGCAAGCGAUAAUCCUGUUGCCUCUAAUACUUAAGGUGAUUGAUCAUUACGUGUAAUUGUAUACAAGGUGGCCCGUUUUAAUCUACCGUACAUUUCUCUCGCGCCUCCACCAACCGAACUACAUGUAAAAUACAUACAUACAUACAUACAUUACAUACAUACAUAUAUACAAUAAACGAAUAUAUACAUAUACAUAUAUAUAUAUAUAUACAUAUAUUGUACCAGCGUGCGAUAACGUCCGCGUCAACAAUAGAUUAAGAUGGGUUACCGUUAAGCCACGCGGUAAUUAUAUAACAGAGCAAAACGCACGUCGCCGUUGUCAAAAUAAGAAAACAAGCGAUAAUAAAUAUCGACACGUAAACAACAACGAUUGUCGUAGAAAGAACGAAAAUGCCUGAAAUCUUCUCGGAAUUUUCUUUCGA